Helianthus annuus (common sunflower) is the source of this 2452-nucleotide messenger RNA. Its product is annotated as RNA polymerase I-specific transcription initiation factor rrn3. Gene Ontology annotation, molecular function: RNA polymerase I general transcription initiation factor activity; RNA polymerase I core binding. The coding region runs from base 101 to 2212 and encodes 703 amino acids. Gene Ontology annotation, cellular component: nucleus. The transcript has 17 exons. Lineage: Eukaryota; Viridiplantae; Streptophyta; Magnoliopsida; Asterales; Asteraceae. The record is from RefSeq and is a predicted model, not a curated record. Gene Ontology annotation, biological process: transcription initiation at RNA polymerase I promoter.
UGGCAAAAUAAACCCAUCAACUAAAUUUUGGGUCAAGAUGGGCAUUUAAAAUAACAGUUUGGGUUAUCUUGGGCCAUAAGUAAAUUGUUAGUAGGUCUAGAUGGGCCAAAGUACAUUAAACAAAAUCACAAGAUGGGUGAGGAUGGGUAAGACAUUAUCACCGAGCAGGUCAGGAUGGGUAAGACUAGGGUUUCUGUCUCGCUACUUCUUCUGUCUCGCUAAUCAACAAUCAAUCGCUCUUCUGUUCGCUACUUCAGUUAGGGUUCUUCUCUUGAACCCUUUUUUCUCCUUAAAUCUCACUCGAAUUUCUAGCUGGCAUUUUCUGAUCUCAGCUGACAUUAUCGUGAUUUUAAGCCCUAAACGCAGUUCAUCGGCUUCUUCUGUUACGAAAUAUUCCUUGACCACCAACGGCCACUGUGAAUUCAAUCAGAUUAUUACUUGGACCAUCAACACUUUUAUCAUCGGAGAUAUGAGAGAUAUUAGCGAUUAUGAGUUGUCUCAUCAUGUUCGUGAAGCACUAAUAUCUGCUACGUUGGGUGAUACGAUUGAAUACGAUCAACUCAUUGGAAUAAUGCAUCACAACGUGCGCCUAGAUCCUGAAGAGGUGGCGAUGCUCGUGACAGUCCUAAGGGCCUUAUCUGGAGCAGUUUCUUACAUCGACAUUCUGCACCAUCGCUCUCUUCUUUCUUCUAUAUGCGGAAUGCGCUUGUGGAACUAUGGGCCAGAUGUGAUGGACGCAUUGGUGGAGUUAGUAGUAACUUUGGCUGGAUCAAACGGAAAAUACGUUGAUUUGUGUUUGGACAUGCUCGUAAGCAACUUUAUACCACCUUACAAUUUUCUAGAGAUAUUAAAGCAGCCACGUGGAUUAGCAAAAAAGGACCAAGUACUUAUGCGUGUACAUUCAGCAUUGAAGGGAAUUGCUGACGUAGUGCCGCUAGCACCUUCUAGAUUGGAACAGAUUGUCAGGGAGAGAGUGCCACGUGUAUACGAUAACGAAGCUCAAACAGUUGUGUAUGUGGAGAACAUGCUAAUGUUGGAGAGUGGUGAUAUGGGAGAGUUUGUUGGCAACUCUAUGAUAUUUGAGUUGAUGAAUAGGCUAAUAGACCUUGAUGUGGAGAUAGUAUGGGAGGAAGUUUUGCAUGAUGAUCCAAAUAGUAAAGGCGUUUUCGUGAUGGAGCUAGAAGAUUUGGCACGUCCCGUAGAUGAAACAGAGAUGGAUAUGGAUGAGCCUCAAAAAGAAUAUUCUGGCCGAAAAGUUCUUUGGGGAAACGUAGUAGCUCAGAAGUUGGAUACAUUGAUGGAUCUCACCUUUGACCACCUUCAAUCCUGUUUCAAAAGCGGUCGCUUGCUUGAGGUAUUCGAGGCACUUCUCCAAUCAUUUCAAAGUACUGUGUUGUAUGCAGAGAAGUCAAAGUUCGCGCAGUUUGUAAUGUUCUUUGCGUGUUCACUUGACCCUGAAGAUUGUGGGACACAGUUUGUAAGUAGACUUCUUGAAAUAUUUGGAAGCACCGUUUAUUCUCAAGAUCGGAGAACAAGUGCUGUUUUUUAUCUAGCUAGUUACCUGUCUCGAGCAAAAUUCUUGUCUACUUCAUAUGUGACAAUCAUAUUGCAAAGCUUGGUGGAUUGGUGUUAUAAAUAUGGCAAAAACCAGAGUGGUCAAAUUAAUCAAACACAUCAUCGAGUUUAUUAUGCCGGGUGCCAGGCCGUCAUGUAUGUGCUUUGUUUUCGUAUGAGAUCGAUUUUGGCAACUCCUGAACUCAAAACACAGCUGCUGAAUAUGCCGUUAGAGCAAAUUUUCAAGCAUGCCUUAAACCCGUUAGAGGUGUGCUUACCAUCAAUAGUAGAGGAAUUUUUGUGUCAAGCGAAACCAGCCCAUCUGUUUACCGUAUCAAAUGAUGUAUUUGGAUCAGCUAUAUCGCGGGCUUUUGGUGGUUUUUGUAGGCUUGACGUCUUCUUCCCCUUUGAUCCAUAUUUAUUGAAGAAGUCUGACAGAUUCAUCCGACCGAACUUUAUAUACUGGUCAAUGGUGAGAACUACUUAUGAUGACGAGGAUGAGGAUGAGGAUGAGGAUGAGGAUGAGGAUGAGGAUGAGGAUGAGGAUGGGGAUGGGGAUGGGGAUGAGGAUGAGGACGAGAAGUUUGGAAAUAAAAAAGAUAGGAAAAUGCAAAUGCCUUCUAGAAUCAGACCCUCUACUAGUCCAGAAUCCUUGUGAUUCCCAGGUGUGUGUGGAGGAAAUGACAUUAUUACCCAUGGAAGAGGAAGAUGGUGAUUGCAGCAGCAGUGGCAAAUGGCAAUAUUGUUUAUAACUAACCUUGUUUUAGUUGAAACAGAACGUUAAAACAUUUUGUAGGAAAUACUGUUAGUUCAUUUGGAAGAUAACAGUUAGACCAUUUGACACACGCAUUUUAAAUAUAUACAUAUGAAAACGUCCUAAACGGCUAAACGUAUAAAA